AUGAAACUGGAAGAAACGCGAGUGGUUGCUACGACAUGCCCUCCCAUCUCACGUUUGGCCUACAAUGUUUACAAGACGGAUCUGACUUCAUGGCAAGAUGUGGCGAAUACCUUAGCGUUCACGUUUGAGCGUAUACUUCAACUACCAUCUGAAUCAUUCUGGAGCACCGUCGUCUUCGAUUCUAAUAUCAUGACCGCAUUCGAUCAGGCUCUAGAAGCCCUUCCCAGGGAGUUUGAGUCGGAUGAAUACCAGCUCAUAUUCGGAUGGGAUCCGUCAGUAUCGAAAGCGGCGACCCGUCUGUACUAUUCAACCUUUGCACUUUUUCUCCGUACUGCCGUAUUCAACGAAAAGACGGAUGCGCAACUUUCAAAAAAAGAGUAUACUGAAAUAAUCCGUGGGCGAGGCAUCUUUCCGUCCAAGCGACUGGCUUGUGCAAUUUCUUUUUUCUCUGAAUACAAUGAGAUUGCGGUAGAGCUGACUAAGAAACAGUCGCAGCUUGAUCCACGCGUUUCCCCUGAACUUAGACAGAUAUGUGCCGAACUGGGAAAGUCCGUUGCGGUACUUGCAAAGAAUGCACGUCAAUUAUUGGAUGAGUUCUAUAAGCGCGAUGGGGACGCCAAGGUGGAUAUUGCUCAUUUAAUCGACGAAUGGCUCUGUGCCUCUAUGGUUUUGUGCAGGGAAGGGUGUACUCUAGUUGAUGUCCUUUCUCAAGCUGGCCUAUUGAAAGAGAUAGGCCCUUACGUGGAAGAAAUUCCUGCUUUUGUCGAACAAGUAGCUCAGUUAUUCCCCACGGAAGCAAUUUUUGACGUAGCAAUGAUGCUUUCGGACUAUCCACUUAAGUAUGUAAGCGAUUUCAUUUCAAUCAUUUCCUUUUUGAUUCACUAA
Molecule: messenger RNA, 885 nt
Organism: Haemonchus placei
Lineage: Eukaryota; Metazoa; Nematoda; Chromadorea; Rhabditida; Trichostrongylidae
Source: the annotation of a GenBank genome assembly